Molecule: messenger RNA, 2095 nt
Organism: Hevea brasiliensis (rubber tree)
Lineage: Eukaryota; Viridiplantae; Streptophyta; Magnoliopsida; Malpighiales; Euphorbiaceae
Product: protein PIN-LIKES 3
Exons: 10
Coding region: 740-1996 (418 amino acids)
Biological process (GO): endoplasmic reticulum to cytosol auxin transport
Cellular component (GO): membrane
Source: RefSeq, a predicted model, not a curated record
AAAACAGAAAGUGCAUUGCAGAAUCAAUCUGUAGCUAAUAACUCCAUUUCCAUAUGUUUUAAAAGGAUGUGGGCGCUUAGCAAGCCAGGUUGUGAAUGGUUCAAUGAACCGUGAAACUUGAGUGGCUAGUCGAUAAUAGCAGUUAAAAAGAAAACAGGUUUCCCAAGACUCGUGCGCUACACGUGUUGAUUCCCUCGUUUUUUUUGUAUUCUUUGCUUUAACAAAGCAGGGAGAUGAACCAUUUCUUCAUUUUCUCAUUGUUUCAUAAAGAGACCAAUAUAGUUUCACUGCUCUAUAUCGUUCUCUGUUUCAGUUCUGAUCUGUAAGUUCACGUAGAUCCAUUCUCCUAUAUACAUGCACACGUAUUCCAGACCAAUAAUCAUCCAUGUUUUCACUGCAGAUGUAAUUCUGCAUCAUUUCUGGAAAACCAUAUUUAGCAACGCAUUUUAGAUCAUUCUGCGGUUUUUAUGGCGGAAUUACACAGUGAUGUAAUGAUGUUAUCUUGGGAUAGGAACAAAUGGCUUUCCUGCUUGGCGUUGUGUUCAUAACUACAUUUAGUCCAUUAAAUUUUGUGUUCAUAUACUUCCUACGUAUCGUAAGCUGCAAGCCUGCACUCGGUGAUCAACUCUGCUUGUUUUUUUUAAAGGUUCCUACAAUUUGACUUUGGGAGAGUUUAGUAGAUCUUUACCUGGGAAGGUGGAAAUCAUCUUCAUAUUUGGUAAAACAAAUUUUCAUCAACAUGGGGCUUUUGGAUCUCUUCAUUGCUUCAUCAAUUCCAGUCUUGAAAGUGCUACUGAUUACUGGACUCGGGACCUUUCUUGCUCUUGAUCGUGUGGAUAUCUUGAGGGAAGAUGCUAGGAAGCACGUAAAUAAUGUUGUAUUUUAUGUGUUCAAUCCUGCCCUUGUGGCCUCCAAACUUGCUGAAACUGUCACAGAUGACAGCAUAGUGAAGUUAUGGUUUAUGCCAUUAAAUAUCCUCAUCACAUUUAUCAUUGGCUCAAUACUUGGCUGGAUUCUUGUUCAACUUACAAGGCCUCCCCCGCACCUACGUGGCCUCAUAGUGGGUUGCUGUGCUGCUGGGAAUUUGGGGAAUAUGUUUCUUAUUAUGAUCCCAGCAGUUUGUAAAGAAAAAGGAAGCCCAUUUGGAGCUCCUGAUGUCUGUCAGUCGUACGGAUUGGCUUAUGUUUCAUUGUCAAUGGCGAUAGGGGCCAUUUAUCUAUGGUCUUAUGUGUACAAUAUUGUGCGGGCCUCUGCAGCUGGGAAUACCGAAGAAUCCACAAAGCACUACAUAGGCAAAUCUUCACGAGAAAGCUCUGCAGCAGAACUGGGGAGUUGCAUAGAACCGCUGCUUCCUUCCAAGGAGCCCCUGGCAUCUGAACACCGUGUAGAUCAGUGCGCACUGCCUGGCACUACACAAGUCGAGAUGGAAGAUUCGGGCAAUAAGCAACUACUAAGAAAGCUGCUUGGAAAUAUUAAUUGGAAGACAAUAUUUGCACCUUCCACCAUAGGAGCGAUAGUUGGAUUCACGAUCGGACUCAUCCCCUACAUCCGGAAGAUAAUGAUUGGUGGUGAUGCUCCUCUUCAUGUAAUUCAUGAUACUGCUUCCUUGCUGGGUUCCUUCUUUGAUUGCAGGGAAGGAGCCAUCCCAACUCUCACCCUGAUUGUAGGUGGGAACCUUCUGAGAGGUAUACAAGGGUCAGGAAUGCGAAAGUCCAUAAUUUUUGGUAUCAUAUUUGCUCGUUAUAUUGCCUUGCCCCUGAUUGGCAUUUUUAUUGUUAAAGGAGCUCUCCGCUUAGGUUUUAUUCCUGCGGACCCUUUGUAUCAAUUUGUUCUUCUGCUUCAAUUUGCAGUUCCACCAGCUAUGAACAUAGGUGUCAUCACGCAAUUGUUUGGAGCAGGAGAGAGUGAAUGUUCCGUGAUCAUGCUUUGGGCCUAUGCCUUGGCUUCAAUUUCACUUACUCUUUGGUCAACGCUCUUCAUGUGGCUAGUAGCUUAAUUCUGGUAUCAUUUGUUUCCAAUUGAACGAUCCAAACCAUCAAUUAUUUCAUGUAACAGGAAAAGAGUAAGUUAAAUACACAAUUAUUUUUCUGUAACA